This is a messenger RNA of Quercus lobata, 3626 nucleotides long. RefSeq names its product MADS-box protein JOINTLESS-like. Gene Ontology annotation, biological process: positive regulation of transcription by RNA polymerase II. The transcript is spliced from 12 exons. The record is from RefSeq and is a predicted model, not a curated record. Gene Ontology annotation, molecular function: DNA-binding transcription factor activity; protein dimerization activity; RNA polymerase II transcription regulatory region sequence-specific DNA binding. Bases 386 to 1168 code for a protein of 260 amino acids. Lineage: Eukaryota; Viridiplantae; Streptophyta; Magnoliopsida; Fagales; Fagaceae. Gene Ontology annotation, cellular component: nucleus.
AAAACCAAAAAACUAGAUCAUACUGUAUCUCUCUAAAAAGCAUUGGUCUCACUCUUUCUCUCUCUUAAAAGCAUUGGUGGCUUCGUAUCUGGUUUUGUGAGACAUGUCAAUAGCAGCACUAAAAACGACAACAACCUUGAAACAAAGAAAGGGGGUAUUACUACAUGAAAAUAGGAAAUCUGGCCAAUUCCUUUAUCUCCCACCAUCCGUUAAAAUUUGCAAAUUCAAUGAGCUAUAGCAGCUAGCUUGGACAUACUAGGAGUACUUUUAUAGUACAAACCUUCUCUCUCUCUCUCUCUUUCCAUUAUCACUGCAAGACUUGUUGAAGAUCUGCUAAAUUAAUCGACAUUUUGUGGGAAGGGUGUGUGAUCAGUUAUCAGGGAAAAUGUGUGAUCAGUUAUCAGGGAAAAUGACGAGGAAGAAAAUUCAGAUUAAGAAGAUCGACAACACGACGGCAAGGCAGGUGACUUUCUCAAAGAGGAGGAGGGGGCUUUUUAAGAAAGCUUUUGAGCUCUCUACUCUCUGCGAUGCUGAUAUUGCUCUCAUAGUCUUUUCUGCAACUGGAAAGCUCUUUGAGUACGCCAGCUCAAGUAUGCAGCAGGUAAUUGAAAGACAUAAUCUACACUCAGAUAAUCUUGGAAAAAUGGACCAACCGUCUCUUGAGUUGCAGCUUGAGAACAGUACCUCCUACACCAUGUUGAGCAAGGAAAUUGAGGAGAAAACACGUGAACUGAGGAAAAUUAAGGGAGAAGAGCUCCAUGGAAUGGAUAUAGAAGAAUUAUGGAAACUAGAGAAAGUGCUUGAAGUAGGCUUGAGCCGUGUUCUAGAAACAAAGGGUGAAAGAUUUCUGGAAGAGAUCACUGUCCUUCAGCGAAAGGGAGCCCAACUGAUGGCAGAAAACCAACGAUUAAAACAGAUGGAGAAUAUGUUUAGCACUCAAACACAUGUACUUGAACAAGGUCGGUCAUCUGAGUCAAUCAGCAAUAUUUGCAACUCAGCUGAUCCUUCUCAAGACAAUGACAGUUCAGACACUUCUCUCAAGUUGGGACUCAAGGGUUUGCCCCUGAUCAUUCAUCCUGGGGUUUCAACCAGGAGAAGCAUUCAUGGUCCGAAAGGGUGGACUCUCAGAAAUAAAUGUGGCAUUAGAAUUUGCUGUAAAUUCUCUUGAGGUUGUGAACAUUUAAGUCAUCGGCCACAGUCGUUGUGGAGGCAUUCGUGCCCCUAUGAGCAUGCAAGAUGAAGUACAUGCCUACAGGAGCAUAUUAGCCUUUUGCAUGUGUCAUAUAUUUGAGGUAAAUAACAAUAUUAAUGCAGAAAUGUUUAUCGCUUGGCUAACACAAAGUGCAUUUUAUGCUUCACACGUUGAAUGGAUUAUUGAAGAUGCCCAGCAUUCUUUUAUAAACAGGACUGCCACUCUUCUGAAACUUUUUUUCCUUUAAAUUUCUCUUUUCCUUACCCAAUAAACAAAAGUUGAGGGCUUUUAUGACUAUUAUUAAAAUUUCCCUUUAGACAUGGUUAGAAUGCCUGCUAAUUCCUUAGAAAUGAGGCUAAAUCAACUUUGCACAAAGGUUAUGCACGAGAUUCACAUAUGCAGGGGGUUAGAAAUACCAGGCAGUUUCUACUUGAAUGAAGGUCGUAGACAGAAUGGUGCUGAUCUUGGUAAGGGUGGGUCUCCAUUUGUGAGAAGUUUGUGUAAACCAAACAGCUCAUGCAGCUAAUGAAUGUUGCUCUGGAAAAGACAAUACGCAGAUUUAUAAAAAGUUCUUGCAUGUCGUGUGUCUAAGUCUCUUACACGAUCCUAUUACAGGAAUCAGUUAACCAUUCCCUGUUGAAACUGCUCACAUACCCAUAAAUAGAACAAAAUCUGGCUAAAGGAGAACUCUCUGCAUGGUGGCUGCAAUGACUUUGUUGACUACAUUUGAGAAGUGGACACUGGAUUACUCUGGAAUAAUUAGUGGCCCUUUUCUCACUUGCACUCCCAAACACUCACGCUACUCAAAGAAAGUAACUCAAUCACAAAGCACACACAAGGCCACAAGGGGAGAGAGUGUGGAGAGGGAAGUGUAAGAGAGCUCUUUAACACUUGUAUUUCUCUUCUUUCACUCUUGCUUUGAAAUUUUCUGAUGCAUCGGUUAUAUAUACUAUUCCAUCUAUCCUCUUAAUUCCAACUACAUUUAUUUUCUAAACUUUUAUAUUUAUAAAAUCCCAGACAUAACUUCAAGAAACCCCCCACAUGCAUUUGUUGCAAUUUAUUUAACUUAUUAAACUCACAGUUAUUAAUGAAAUUUUAAUUAAAAACAAGUUUAAUUUCUAACGUCCCUUCUUAAACCUAUUUUCAUUAUCACUCCAAGUAAGGCUUGUAGCUUGUAGUUUGUAGAAGGUGUCAUACUUUAGUGGCUUAGUGAAGAUAUUUGCAAUAUGAUCAUGUGAUUUCAGGAACUCAAGUUGAACUUCAUUUCUAGCAAUACAUUCUCGAAUAAAAUGACACCCUUGUAUUGACUUGCUUGCUUUGGUAGUGAAAGACUAGAUUCUUGGCAAGAGUUAGUGUCGAUUUAUUGUUUACAAAUAUCUUUGUAGCUUCUUCUUGUAGCUUUUGCAACUCCUUCAACAAACUUCUAAGCCAAGUUGCAUGACAAACACUAGAGGUAGCAGCAACGUACUUAGGUUUACUUCUUAGAAGUCAAUGUAAACACAGUAUCACCCAAAUCGAAUACAAAACCACUAGUACUCUUUUUUUAUUGUCCAUGUCUCUAGCUCAAUCACUAUCAUUAUAGCCAAUAAGGUGAAUUCUCUUCUCUAUCUUCUCCUUUGGAAUGAAAUUGCAAUGAAUCUCUUGUUGUGCGCUUGUUAGAGAUUUCUCAUUCUUCAUGUAAUUUGAAUGUUCUUCGUCUUUGAAGAUUUGUGGUGGAAUUUUCUGGAGGCAUUAAAGUUUAAAUCCAAUAAAACUUUGAUGGAAUAGAGUACUUGAAGUCUCUAGGGCUUUGAGUUGACUCCAGUAGAACUUUGAUAGUUGGAAGGAUGAUUUGGAUGAAUGUCUAUCAAAUUCGAAUAUCUAGAUGUAGAAGUUCUUUAGGGCUUUGGAGCUUGAUUUGAUAGAGCUUCAAAACUUGAAAUUAUUGAAAUUCUUGGAGGCUUCAGAACUCGAUUUUAGUAGAACUUUAAGGCUUGGAGGGAUUAAUGUUCUUCGUAUUUGAAGAUUUUGAUGUAGAAAUUGUUCGUGGCAUUGGAGCUGGAAUUUGACAGACCUUCAAUAGUUGAAAUUCUUGAAGUUCUUACAAGCUUUAGAGCUUGAUUCUAGCAGAGUUUUGAGACUUAUGAAUGUCAUCCUACAAGAUCAAUGGGAGUCUCUAUUUAUAAGAAUUUUGAGAAGGUUUAAUGGCAUAUGAUUGACUUUGAUUGAUGACAUGUUUCAUAAUUUAAAUGGAGGGGGUUCUCAAAGAGACACAUGUACAUCGCCAUUUGAUUAGGCAAAUUGUCUUAAUUUAAAAUAACACAUGGUAGCAUUUAAUUAGACUACUUAUGACACUUUAAAUUAAAAUAUUAACAUGUGUUGGCAUGUGAUUGGCUUUCAGGUAUUCUUUGUAAUUUUUAUUCAAUGACAUUUGGAAUAUUUCAUUGGUUUUGAA